GAGCGCGUCACGUCUUUUCUCAGCUUCUCCCCACGAAUGUCCCCAGUCUUCCGGCAAUUGCACGCCGGCAAGGCGCUUGCGAACCCGUCUACUUCGCGGUAAAGCGCUGGCAAGAUGAGUCAGCACUCUCAGAUUGUACUGUCGCAGCGACCGAAGAAGGGCAUCGAUCCAUCAUUGGAAAGCGGGACAUUCAAGCUCGAAAGAGUGUCCACGCCGUCUGCAAGCGACAUUUCGCCCGACGAUGUGCUCAUCAAGGUCGAUACAGUCUCGCUCGAUCCCGCAAUGCGAGGCUGGCUCAAUGACAUCCGCUCUUACGUGCCGCCCGUCAAAAUAGGCGAGGUCAUGCGAGCAGGCGGUCUUGGUACCGUCAUCGCUGUCGGCAAGUCCGUAAAGAAGCUCAAGCAAGGCGACAGCGUCUAUGGCACGCUGGGGUGGCAAGAGGUCGCAGUCGUGCCCGCCAAGGAGCUUCAGAAGAUAGAGACUCCCAAAGGCGCGACCAGGAACGACUGGCUGGGCGCUCUGGGCUUGACAGGCCUGACAGCCUACUUCGGUCUCCUCGAAGUCGGCAAAGUCAAAGCUGGGGAGACGGUGCUCGUCUCUGGCGCUGCUGGUGCCGUUGGUUCCAUGGCGUGCCAGAUCGCAAAGCUAAAGGGGUGCAAGGUGAUUGGUAUCGCGGGCACGACAGAAAAGUGCGACUUCCUACGCAGCGAAUGCAAGGUCGACCAAGUUCUCAACUACAAAGACGCCGACUUCAAGGCUAAGCUUAGGUCGAUACCCUUAUUUGACGUCUUCUUUGACAACGUCGGCGGCGAGCAGCUCAACAUUGCUCUUCAGAGAAUGCGGCCCAAGGCCCGCGUGGUGCUCUGCGGCGCAAUAGCUGGCUACAACGGCGAAGAAGGCCAGGGACUGACGGCGUAUCCCGCCUUGAUUGCCUUCAAGGCUAGGAUGGAAGGCUUCAUCGUAUUCGAGUAUGAAAGUCGGUACGCGGACGCGGCGAAAGAGAUCGCAGGUUGGUUAGCAGAGGGCAAAAUCAAGCGCAAGGAGACCAAGCUCAAGGGCAUCGAGUCUUGUCCAGGCGGACUUGUUGGCCUCUUCGAAGGCGCCAACACAGGCAAGAUGCUGGUUGAGUUCUCCAGUCCGAGCUCUCACCUGUAGCCUGUCAUAACGCAUUGGUCGGGAUGCUCAAUGAGGGAUUGCCACGUCACGUCGCGCAGCCCCGCGCGUCAUCGAUGAUAUCGAUGCAGUGAUUUUUGCUGAUGCACUCAUUCAUGCAUGCUCGCCACGCCUGACUUGUCACAUCUGACGAGGGCGGAUUGGGAGCAUGUGUAUGAGCCAGCCGAGGAUACAUUCGUCCUCCUUGAUGCCCUUGAGCUUGACGCAGCUUGGCUCCGAUCGCGUCAACAUUGCGUCUGCC
Mixia osmundae IAM 14324 is the source of this 1414-nucleotide messenger RNA. RefSeq lists its product as uncharacterized. The record is from RefSeq and is a predicted model, not a curated record. NCBI's taxonomy places the organism in Eukaryota, Fungi, Basidiomycota, Mixiomycetes, Mixiales, Mixiaceae. The coding region runs from base 115 to 1155 and encodes 346 amino acids. Gene Ontology annotation, molecular function: oxidoreductase activity, acting on the CH-CH group of donors, NAD or NADP as acceptor. The transcript has 2 exons.